AAUUCCAGACCCAAAAAAAUUUUGCGUCCUGUUCCUUUCCUCUUCCUCUACGAUCUCCCCCGCCGCUUCAACGUCGGCAUGCUCAACCGCUGGAGCUCCGGCCAGAUGCUGGUCACCGCCCAAACGUGGCCGCCCUGGCUGAAGAACUCCAGCCUUAAGCGGCAGCACAUCGUCGAGUACUGGAUGAUGGGCUCGCUUCUGUACAACGGCGAUGGGAGAGAGGUCGUUAGGGUUUCGGAUCCGUAAAUGGCUGAAGCCUUUUUCUUGCCGUUGUUCUCCUCUGUCCCAGUCUAGUUUCUCAACUGCUCCUAAAACCGUAGUAACCAUUUCUUCUUCCAUCGUCGAAGGAUCAUCUGAGCUCGUCUCUGCCAUUGAAAUCUCUCUCUUCAACAAUGGCCGACCCAUCGGAGUCUCUCACCUCGAUCGCCGGGUUGGUCUCCACCUCCUCCACCAAGAAGCGUCUUCGGAUUUUCCGCGACGAAAUCCCUCCAAUUCUUGUCAAUUCAGGUUCCUCCAAUCUCUUCUUAACCUAAAAUCAAGAAUCGUAAUUCGCGGAAUAAAAUUUUCCUUUCUCCCUGCUAAUUUUUGCAGCCCAGGAGCGCCGGGAUUUCUUGUAGCUUAUGGUGUUGUUUUGCUGACAUCAUUCUGGUUAAAGGUCUAAAGCUCGACGGCAUCCAAGUUGGAAUAUAUUCUCUCUAUUGCUUACCCUUGAAGCUGCUUGGUUCAGAAGGAUCGCCAGCAAGUUGCAUUCUCAUCAGAUGAAGUCUUUUUUUUUCCCUUUUGUGUGUAAAGUCAAAACAUUACAAUUAGUCUUUCUUCACACUCUUAAAUUUCAAAAUGUCAUUUGGAAUUGUCCUUGCCAUGUGCCAUAAGUGCGGUUUAUUCUAAUGUUGUAGUUUUUUUAACCGUUGUUUCAUCUUUUCAGUACGUGUAUAUAUAACAAUAAUUUGAAUGUUCUAUCAAUCCUUUGAUGGCCUUUUAACGUCGUCUAGAGAAUUUCU
Molecule: messenger RNA, 1001 nt
Organism: Morus notabilis
Lineage: Eukaryota; Viridiplantae; Streptophyta; Magnoliopsida; Rosales; Moraceae
Exons: 2
Coding region: 212-661 (149 amino acids)
Source: RefSeq, a predicted model, not a curated record